Iphiclides podalirius (scarce swallowtail) is the source of this 870-nucleotide messenger RNA. The record is from the annotation of a GenBank genome assembly. NCBI's taxonomy places the organism in Eukaryota, Metazoa, Arthropoda, Insecta, Lepidoptera, Papilionidae.
AUGCACGACACGAUACGCAAUCAGUUGGAUCAAGAUGGGUACGUGGUGCUGGAAGAUUUCCUUCUGCCCACGGAGUGCGACGAGUUAGUCGCUGUAGCGACGGACUUCACUAAGGAAGUUGCCGAUACAAACCCGAAGCCAAUAUUUUCAACUGUCGAUGCCGAUCAGUUGCAACUCAAAGACAAAUACUUCGUCGACAGUAGCGACAAAAUAAGCUUUUUUUUUGAAGCGGAAGCCGUUGAUGCCAACGGCGACCUUAAAGUUGAUCCUAGCGUUUCAUUAAACAAGGUGGGUCACGCACUGCACUUUUUGCACCCGAUCUUCAGAUGUUACACAUACAGCGAACGCGUCAAACGAGUCUGCAAGGAACUUGGCUUGGUAAAGCCGUCUGUAGUGCAAAGCAUGUAUAUUUACAAAAAUCCCGGAAUUGGAAGUGAAGUUAUACCGCAUCAAGACUCGACGUAUUUGCACACUGAACCGAUUGUGCCCAUCGGGUUUUGGAUCGCCCUGCAGGACGCGUGCUUGUCCAAUGGCUGCCUCUGGAUCGCCAGAGGCUCCCACAAGUCGGGAGUCCACAGACGCCUCGUCCGGAACCCGGACACAGAGUCCAAACAGGCACUCAUCUACGACAGACCCGCGCCGCAUUACCCACAGUCAAGUUUCACCGCUGUGCCCGUCCGUAAAGGCACUUGCAUCAUAUUACAUGGGAACGUGGUUCACAAAAGCGCUCACAACAAAUCAGAGAACAGUCGCCAUGCAUACACCUUCCAUGUGAUUGAAAAACAAGGGAACGUCUACUCGCCCGAUAAUUGGCUGCAAGAGGGUCCGGAAGCCCCUUUCCUGGACCUUUAUACGACUCCUAAUGUUAUC